CCUCCCCUUAACCAACAAGUCAAGAUCCUCACACUGUCCAAGGACUGUCUUUAUCGACGCGCUCUUUGGCAUCCUCCCUUUCUUUUCGAACGACCUUUACGACCCUUUUGAUUCCCACGUUUUAUUUUUCCCAACCCACAUCUAAUCACAAUGGCUGGCGGUGACACCAAGAAGGGCGCCUCCCUCUUCAAGACGCGUUGCGCGCAGUGCCACACCGUCGAGGCUGGCGGCGGCAACAAGAUCGGCCCGGCCCUGCACGGCCUCUUCGGCCGCAAGACUGGCUCCGUCGACGGCUACUCGUACACGGAUGCCAACAAGCAGAAGGGCAUCACCUGGGACGACGGCACCCUGUUCGAGUACCUCGAGAACCCCAAGAAGUACAUCCCCGGCACCAAGAUGGCCUUUGGCGGCCUGAAGAAGGAGAAGGACAGGAAGGACCUGAUUGCCUAUCUGAAGGAGUCCACCGCUUAAGCGACCCAGUGGCGGUACGUGGCGGUGUGUAUAACGAUACCAACCAUCUUUCCAGUUUUGUGAUAGACGGGGGACGCGGCGAUUGUACUAUAGAGCAACUAGAAUAGUUGAGACGCACCAUCACUGCGUGCUUGUUGUACUACACGAUACAAAGAAACUCCUCUUUUCGGCGGGA
This is a messenger RNA of Purpureocillium takamizusanense, 646 nucleotides long. It is a transcript of the gene CYC1, whose product is annotated as iso-1-cytochrome c. The transcript is spliced from 3 exons. Gene Ontology annotation, biological process: mitochondrial electron transport, ubiquinol to cytochrome c; mitochondrial electron transport, cytochrome c to oxygen. The record is from RefSeq and is a predicted model, not a curated record. Bases 151 to 471 code for a protein of 106 amino acids. Lineage: Eukaryota; Fungi; Ascomycota; Sordariomycetes; Hypocreales; Ophiocordycipitaceae. Gene Ontology annotation, cellular component: mitochondrial intermembrane space. Gene Ontology annotation, molecular function: electron transfer activity; heme binding.